Plenodomus lingam JN3 is the source of this 1137-nucleotide messenger RNA. The record is from RefSeq and is a predicted model, not a curated record. NCBI's taxonomy places the organism in Eukaryota, Fungi, Ascomycota, Dothideomycetes, Pleosporales, Leptosphaeriaceae.
AUGUCUAUCGAGACUUUUGACGAAAUAUUUCCAGACAGCCCGCCUCAUCUCCCAGUUGCGGCACAUCACAUCCCAAUAUAUAGAAUGCCACCACGGAUACGCAUACGGCCACGCGCACUGUGCGCCUACACCUCCCACCCUACCACCACCCUUCACAUCCCAGUAUCCGCCAUAGCAACAUACGCCUCAGUCGCUACAUCCCCCGCGUCUACCUCUUCGCAUACCUUCACCGCCUCCUCGCCAAUCCUACGCUACCCACCCACGCAGCCACCCUCCCACAAGCCCCCGGAGGUCCGCAAGACCCAACUGCACCGCCAAUACCAAUCGCUGCUCAAAUCCUCCCCCCUCCUCCUCAUCUUCCAACACAACAACAUCAAAGCCGUAGAAUGGAUGAGCAUCCGCCGCGAACUCGCCCACGCCCUGCAAAAACUCGACGUCCAGCGCGCAAAAGAAGGACACAACGAACCCCUCGGCUCGGAAGUUAAACUGCAAGUCCUCCAAACCAACAUCUUCGCCAGCGCCCUCCGCGUCGUCGAAUUCUUCCACCCGGAAGAAGAAGCACAAGCAGCAGGACAAGGCAAAGAAAGCCAUGCCACAGACCCCCGCACAAAUUCCAGCGCGCAUUCCCCCGAACCACGCUUCACCCACGGCCUCUCCACCUACGCCCACCAAGUCGCCAGCCAGAAGAAACGCAAACUCGAACUGGACCCCCUACUCUCGGGCCCCCUCGCCGUCGUCGCCUUCCCCGUCGUCGCACCCGCCUACCUCAAAACCGUACUCUCCCUCCUCGCCCCCUCGAAACCAGACUUCCCCGCCCCGAGCAGAAAAUCCGCCCCAGACUACUACGAACCCGCCGUCCAGACCGGCCUGCAGAAACUCAUGCUCCUCGGCGCCCGCGUCGAGGGCAAGGUAUUUGAUGUCGAGGGCGCCAAGUGGGUUGGUGGAAUUCCUGGCGGUAUUGACGGGUUGCGUGCGCAGUUGGUGCAUAUGCUGCAGGGUGUUGGGGGUAGCUUAGUCGGCGCGCUCGAGGGCGCGGGACGGAGUUUGUAUUUUACGGUUGAGGGGAGGAGAAUGGAUUUGGAGGACAAGGAAAAGGGGUCUGGAUCUGUGGGUCAAGGAGAAGACGGCAAGGCGUAG